AUGGAAGGUGACCAUCACACUGGCAACAUAAUGGAAGGUGACCAUCACACUGGCAACAUAAUGGAGGCUGACCAUCACACUGACAACAUAAUGGAGGCUAACCAUCACACUGGCAACAUAAUGGAAGGUGACCAUCACACUGGCAACAUAAUGGAGGCUGACCAUCACACUGACAACAUAAUGGAUGGUGACCAUCACACUGGCAACAUAAUGGAAGGUGACCAUCACACUGGCAACAUAAUGGAGGCUGACCAUCACACUGACAACAUAAUGGAGGCUGACCAUCACACUGGCAACAUAAUGGAUGGUGACCAUCACACUGGCAACAUAAUGGAUGGUGACCAUCACACUGCCAACAUAAUGGAUGGUGACCAUCACACUGGCAACAUAAUGGAUGGUGACCAUCACACAGCCAACAUAAUGGAUGGUGACCAUCACACUGGCAACAUAAUGGAUGGUGACCAUCACACUGACAACAUAAUGGAUGGUGACCAUCACACUGGCAACAUAAUGGAUGGUGACCAUCACACUGGCAACAUAAUGGAUGGUGACCAUCACACUGGCAACAAUGGAUGGUGA
Homarus americanus (American lobster) is the source of this 579-nucleotide messenger RNA. RefSeq names its product small histidine-alanine-rich protein-like. The transcript has a single exon. NCBI's taxonomy places the organism in Eukaryota, Metazoa, Arthropoda, Malacostraca, Decapoda, Nephropidae. The record is from RefSeq and is a predicted model, not a curated record. Bases 1 to 579 code for a protein of 192 amino acids.